AUGAAGGAUUUGGGUGAGGCGAAGAAAAUUCUUGGCAUGGAGAUAAAAAGAGAUAGACAUUCAAAGAACCUCUAUCUAUCUCAGAAAGAAUACUUGAAGAGAGCAAUAGAUCAAUUUGGCAUGAAUGAGAACACAAAGUCGGUUAGCACCCCUCGUGCUCCUCACUUUAAGCUUAGUGCUGCUAUGUCGCUGAAGAAUGAAGCUGAACAUAUAUGCACGAUCCAGGAAACGGAGCAUUGGCAAGCUGUAAAAUGGAUUUUACGGAAUAUUCGUAAUAUUGUAGAUGUUGGAUUGUUUUUUGAGCAGGAAGUUAGUUGGAAGUCUACUUUGCAUUCAACGGUUGCUUCGUCUACUACUGAGGCAGAGUACAUGCAAUUACGCAGGCUGUAA
Messenger RNA from Nicotiana attenuata, 390 nucleotides. RefSeq lists its product as uncharacterized. NCBI's taxonomy places the organism in Eukaryota, Viridiplantae, Streptophyta, Magnoliopsida, Solanales, Solanaceae. Bases 1 to 390 code for a protein of 129 amino acids. The transcript is spliced from 3 exons. The record is from RefSeq and is a predicted model, not a curated record.